This is a messenger RNA of Mytilus trossulus (common blue mussel), 1056 nucleotides long. RefSeq names its product forkhead box protein I3-like. Gene Ontology annotation, molecular function: RNA polymerase II cis-regulatory region sequence-specific DNA binding; DNA-binding transcription factor activity, RNA polymerase II-specific. The record is from RefSeq and is a predicted model, not a curated record. Gene Ontology annotation, biological process: regulation of transcription by RNA polymerase II; cell differentiation; anatomical structure morphogenesis. The transcript is spliced from 2 exons. Bases 23 to 913 code for a protein of 296 amino acids. Lineage: Eukaryota; Metazoa; Mollusca; Bivalvia; Mytilida; Mytilidae.
UGUUCCAAUAAUUUUAGGAAUCAUGAAUAAUACACAUUUAAGCAUCUAUUAUUUAAACAGGGGAGAUACAGAAAGAGUCAAAAGAGAUUCUUUCUCAAGCGAAGGUGAUGAAGUUUGGACACCGUCUCUUUGCACAAGUGAAAGUGAAAGUAGCCACAGUGACAGUGAUGAAUCUAUUGCACAGGUUCAGAUAUCGUUAGACAGAUCAAUCAAGGAUAUCUUGUCUUCAAGUACCACCGACAAGAAACCUUCGCACUCGUACAUCGCUAUGAUUUCAAUGGCAAUACUGAGUAAACCGAGCAAGAAAAAAUUGCUGAAUGAUAUAUAUCAAUACAUAAUGGAUAAUUUUCCCUUCUACAAUAACAAAGAAAAAGCAUGGAGGAACAGCAUACGUCAUAAUCUUUCUCUCAACGAAUGUUUCGUGAAAAAUGGCCGGUCUGAUAACGGCAAAGGCAACUAUUGGUCUGUUCACUUAGCAUGUAUUGAGGAUUUUGCAAAAGGAGACUUCAGGCGUCGAAAUGCAAGGCGAAGAGCAAGAAAAAGUUCUGUAAAAACCGUCGAUGGCUCAUCCAAUCAAUUCUACACACGUAGUAAUAACGGAUAUGUACCAAUGACAUCAUCUCCAAUUGGAUUUCAUCCAUACUCAAUGAAAGGAUCCCUUAUGCAUACAAAACCUUACAACUCACAUCAAAAUACUCAGUCUCCUAUAUCUACAUUCGGAACGACAAGAACGCAAUUGCCAGCAGUCAUGCAGUCAUUCGGAAGCGAUCCACUGUUUCCAGUUUCUCAAUCCUUAUCAGGAGGGCACUCAUUCAUUGUACCAUCCACAUACUGUACAUUGUCAUCAUUCAAACCGAGCUCUAAUGUUUUUUAUUCAUCUUGUCAGAUACAGAAAGAGUUUUCUGCUUGGUGAUUUUAAUUUAUCUCACAAUACCAAGUGUGAGUUUAAAAUUUUGCUGGUUUUGAAUAAUUGAAAAUUAUCAUGCAGUAUGGCCGAGCCAAGUAAAGAUACUAGACAAUUUGUAUACGUCAGCAGCGUUGACUUACAUAAUUGUU